AUGACCGCGAUACUCGCCCACAUAAGAUCAGCCUCAGCAUUGCCUGUGCCAGACCCGAUAUUACCAAAAAUCACGAUCAGGCACGACUUCCCACCACAAGCGCCCAGUGAGACUGGCACGACGGCCGGCGUACAAGUCGCAAGACACACAGGCACGCACGGCAAACGACACCAUCGUUCGCUAUCAAACGAUAUCAAGAUAGCACUGACCUCAAAUCCUCCUAUGCCAAUGCCAUCGCAAUACAUUCAACCCCAACAGUUCCACAGAAGAGGACAAGAGCGCCGUCUCCGGCCGAGAUUUUACCCUCUCGACACAGGUAAUAGCACGAACGCCAACAGCCAACAAACAACCCAAGUUCUAUCCCCGUCUCCUGUGGUGUCGAAUUCGACUGGCGGCCUCGACUUAAGCGCUCCAAGUUCGCAAAGCUCGUCUCUCAAUGACUCUAGUGGUAUGCAGACUUCCACAUUUAUCGCGACUGCCACCGCCCUGUCAAGCGCAGCACUCGCCUCCGACGUUGUCACAGACACAUCACCGCCCCUCCUACCGGCAGACUCGACACCGGCGACUACGUGGAUACGGACCCUUCCUCCGACCACAGCACUAUCCACACUCGCUCCUCCUGUGCCUGAUCCUCAACCGAAUCUGGUCACGCGAACAUGGUUCUCCGGGUUAACGCCAACACCAACGGCGAGUCAGGACGCCUCUGGACCUUGGGGACCCGACUACAGCCAAGGUGGGAAUGCCAAUUGCCCUUUCCAGUCCGGCAUAAACCCGACACCGGAUGCGGGCACGACACCCGAUCCGAGCUUCCCAGUCAUCGUGACGGUCUUCCCUAUCUCGACGAGUUCUUCUGCCGUGGUGUGA
Messenger RNA from Fonsecaea multimorphosa CBS 102226, 864 nucleotides. RefSeq lists its product as uncharacterized. NCBI's taxonomy places the organism in Eukaryota, Fungi, Ascomycota, Eurotiomycetes, Chaetothyriales, Herpotrichiellaceae. The coding region runs from base 1 to 864 and encodes 287 amino acids. The transcript has a single exon. The record is from RefSeq and is a predicted model, not a curated record.